Myxozyma melibiosi is the source of this 462-nucleotide messenger RNA. RefSeq lists its product as uncharacterized. Gene Ontology annotation, molecular function: histone binding. The coding region runs from base 1 to 462 and encodes 153 amino acids. NCBI's taxonomy places the organism in Eukaryota, Fungi, Ascomycota, Lipomycetes, Lipomycetales, Lipomycetaceae. Gene Ontology annotation, cellular component: chromatin; nucleus. The record is from RefSeq and is a predicted model, not a curated record. The transcript is spliced from 3 exons. Gene Ontology annotation, biological process: DNA replication-dependent chromatin assembly.
AUGUCGAUUGUUUCACUCUUGGGAAUUAACGUCCUGAACAACCCUGCAAAGUUUGAUGAUCCUUACGAGUUUGAGAUAACUUUUGAGUGUCUUGAACCUCUGAAAGAAGAUUUGGAGUGGAAGCUCACAUAUGUUGGUUCAUCGGCCUCCUCACAACACGAUCAACUUCUCGACUCCUUAUUAGUAGGACCCGUACCAGUGGGCACCAACAAAUUCAUCUUCCAAGCCGAUCCACCGUCUCCCGAUCUCAUUCCUGCAGCUGAGCUGGUGAGCGUGACGGUCAUCCUCCUUACUUGCUCCUAUAAGGACCAGGAGUUUGUCCGGGUAGGAUACUACGUGAACAACGAAUACGACACCGAAGAGCUGCGAGAAAAUCCGCCGAGCAAAGUGCAGAUAGAUCACGUUGUACGAAACAUCUUAGCUGAGAAGCCGCGAGUUACACGAUUCAAUAUCGAGUGGUGA